Messenger RNA from Eruca vesicaria subsp. sativa (arugula), 783 nucleotides. NCBI's taxonomy places the organism in Eukaryota, Viridiplantae, Streptophyta, Magnoliopsida, Brassicales, Brassicaceae. The record is from the annotation of a GenBank genome assembly.
AUGGAAGCUUGUUUGAGAUGUUCACGAGGAAGCAAUCUAAUUCAAGCCUUGAGACCAAUCCGCAAAUUCUCCGUUUCUCUCCGCUCUUCUUCUUCUUCUUCUUCUGUCUCUUUCACCACAGACAAGCCGGUGAAGAGAGCUUAUGAUGGUUUGUUGCUUGAUGCUGGAGGAACCCUUUUGCAAUUGUCGGAGCCUGUCCAUGAAACUUACGCUUCCUUGGGCCAAAAAUACGGUCUUAAGACAACUCCAGCUGAGAUUAAGCAAGGUUUCAAGAGAGCUUUUGCUUCUUCUUGGCCUGAGAAGUUGCGUUACCAGGGAGAUGGAAGACCAUUUUGGAAGCUUGUUGUUUCGGAAGCUACUGGUUGUUCUGAUAAUCAAUACUUUGAAGAAGUCUACCAAUAUUACGCGAAUGGUGAGGCGUGGCAUCUCCCAGAAGGAGCUUAUGAGACAAUGUCACUACUGAAAAAUGCUGGAGUUAAGAUGGCUGUUGUCUCCAAUUUCGAUACACGCCUUAGAAAGCUUUUGAAGGAUCUUAAUGUCAUUGAUAUGUUUGAUGCUGUGAUUGUAUCCUCGGAAGUCGGAUACGAGAAGCCUGAUAGCCAAAUCUUCAAAUGCGCUUUAGAUCAAAUCAACGUAGAAGCAAACAGAGCAGUGCAUGUUGGAGAUGAUGAGGGAGCAGACAAAGGCGGUGCAAACGCCGUCGGUAUUGAUUGCUGGUUAUGGGGCAAAGAUGUGCAGACAUUUUCAAACAUACAAGAUCGGAUUUUGGUUUCAGAACACUAA